Molecule: messenger RNA, 295 nt
Organism: Staurois parvus
Lineage: Eukaryota; Metazoa; Chordata; Amphibia; Anura; Ranidae
Source: the annotation of a GenBank genome assembly
UCAGUCAUGUGAUCAGCUAGCACUGAUGAUCAGUGUGCCCUGAUGAUCUGUGUAACCCAGCAGUGCCACCUGUCAGUGUCCAUCAGUACCAGCUGUCAGUGCUCAUCCAUGCCACCUGCCAGUGCCCAUCAGUGCCACAUUUCAGUGCCUAUCAGUGCACAUCAAUGCCACAUAUCAGUGCCCAUCUGAGCUGCCUUUCAGUGUCACCCAUCAGUGCCACUCAGUGCUGCCAGUCAGUGCCAGUCAGUGCCGCCUAUCAGUGUACAUCAGUGCCGCCUAUCAGUGCCCGUCAGUG